Molecule: messenger RNA, 1677 nt
Organism: Arabidopsis arenosa
Lineage: Eukaryota; Viridiplantae; Streptophyta; Magnoliopsida; Brassicales; Brassicaceae
Source: the annotation of a GenBank genome assembly
UAUAACUAUCCUUUGCUUUUAUAGUUCUCUUUAGUCUCUCAAAAAGCCUCUCUUUCUCUCUGUGCCUACCAUGGCUAAGUCUUGCUAUUUCAGACCAGCUCUUCUUCUUCUACUACUUCUCUUGGUUCGGGCAGAGUCACGAGGUCAGUUCGAUCCAAAGAUUCUUUUGCCGACAGAGAAAACUAAACCGACAGCUGACCAAGACGAAGAUGGUAUCGGUACAAGAUGGGCGGUUCUCGUCGCCGGUUCUUCUGGAUAUGGAAACUACAGACACCAGGCUGACGUGUGUCACGCAUAUCAAAUUCUAAGAAAAGGAGGUUUAAAGGAAGAGAACAUAGUAGUUUUGAUGUAUGAUGAUAUCGCAAACCACCCACUUAAUCCUCGUCCGGGUACUAUCAUCAAUCAUCCUGACGGCGACGAUGUUUACGCCGGAGUCCCUAAGGACUAUACCGGUAGUAACGUUACGGCUGCGAACUUCUAUGCGGUGCUUCUAGGCGACCAGAAGGCUGUUAAAGGUGGAAGUGGUAAGGUCAUCGCUAGCAAGCCUAACGAUCACAUUUUCGUAUAUUAUGCAGAUCAUGGUGGUCCCGGAGUUCUUGGGAUGCCAAACACGCCUCACAUAUAUGCGACUGAUUUUAUUAAAACACUUAAGAAGAAGCAUGCUUCCGGAACAUACAAAGAGAUGGUUAUAUACGUAGAAGCGUGUGAAAGCGGGAGUAUUUUCGAAGGGAUAAUGCCAAAGGACUUGAAGAUUUACGUAACAACGGCUUCAAAUGCGCAAGAGAGUAGUUACGGAACAUAUUGUCCCGGCAUGAAUCCGUCACCCCCAUCUGAAUAUAUCACUUGCUUAGGGGAUUUAUAUAGUGUUGCUUGGAUGGAAGAUAGUGAGACUCACAAUUUAAAGAAAGAGACCAUAAAGCAACAAUACCAAACGGUGAAGAUGCGGACAUCAAACUACAAUACCUAUUCAGGUGGCUCUCAUGUGAUGGAAUACGGUAACAAUAGUAUUAAGUCGGAGAAGCUUUAUCUAUACCAAGGGUUUGAUCCAGCCACCGUUAAUCUCCCUCUAAAUGAAUUACCGAUCAAGUCACAAGUGGGAGUCGUUAACCAACGCGACGCGGACCUUCUAUUCCUUUGGCACAUGUAUCGGACAUCGGAAGAUGGGUCAAGGAAGAAGGAUGACACAUUGAAGGAAUUAACUGAGACAACGAGGCAUAGGAAGCAUUUAGAUGCAAGCGUCGAAUUGAUAGGCACAAUUUUGUUUGGUCCGACAAUGAAUGUUCUUAACUCGGUUAGAGAACCCGGUUUGCCUUUGGUCGACGAUUGGGAAUGUCUUAAAUCGAUGGUACGCGUAUUUGAAACACAUUGUGGAUCACUAACGCAAUACGGGAUGAAACAUAUGCGAGCGUUUGCAAAUGUUUGUAACAACGGUGUCUCGAAAGAGCUGCUGGAGGAAGCUUCCGCUUCAGCGUGCGGUGGUUAUAAUGAGGCUCGCUACACGUUGCAUCCAUCAAUCGUAGGGUAUAGCGCCUGAUGAGAGAUUUUGAGGCUUUUCUGAUUUUCAAGUGGUUCGAGUUAUAACGUUAAGAUGGUUUAAAAAUAAAAGAAAUGUUUAGUAUGUAAUUACGUACGUAGCAAUAAGGUCAUCAAACUUUUUAAUAAAGCUUUGUUAAAUAU